UUUUUCCACCAUCAGAGCAUCAAUUCCGUUCCCCGUGAGCACAUCGAGCGUGUGAGCUGAGCAAGUUUAGAAUUUAUAGAUUAGCAGACUUUGUGCGUGUCGUCGAGAUGGCAUUCAAAUAUGUGGUGUUGGCUGUCGCCCUUGUUGGGCUGGUCGGAGCUAAUCCAGCGAAUAAACCUGCCUUCUGGAAGGGAACCCCCAUGGAUGGGAUGGUCGAGGAGAUGAGAUCCAUGUGCAGCUCGGAUAACGACUCCGGGGCUUGCCUGAAGUACAAGAUCAUGUACUUCUUGGAUACCGUGUUCAAAAAGGAUAACUUCCAGCUCACUGAUGACGUCGAGGUUCACGGAAACGGAUACGCUGGAAAUGGAGCACGCAGCAGCAAUGGAAUCAUCGACAACGUCGAAGAGUACCUGAAAAGCCACGAUGUUACCUUCAAGCUGCCAGUGGCUGAUGCUAAGGUCACCGUCUCGCCACGCAACCUGGACAACGAAGAACUGAGCCUGACUGUCAGCUUCCCAAAAACCUCGGGACGUAGCGCCGUUGAAGCUCGCAAGUCCAAGCUGAAGAAGAUCGUCAUUCCAAUCAUGGUGUUCAUUCUGCUGAAGGCCAUGACUCUGAUCCCAAUGGCUCUCGGAAUCCUCGGACUGAAGGCCUGGAACUCCCUGCAGCUGUCCUUCUUCUCCUUCAUCGUGUCCGUUGGUCUGGCCAUCUUCCAGCUGUGCAAGAAGCUUGCCGUUGACAACCAUCACCCACACAUUGCCGCUCACGGUCCAUGGGAUGCUGGCCGAUCGUUUGCCGCUGCUCCAAUUGAACCUGAGUACGUCGGACAGGAUCUGGCCUACAAUGCCUAUGCCUAAAGCAGGAUGCAGGAGAGCCGAAACAAAAGACUCGAAUCAUUGCUCGGAGCGAGCAAAUCUAGUGACACCAAAAGUGAAUUUUUCACUCUACUUGGAUAAUGCGUGUAGUAUCGAAUUAAUUUAUUUAUUUAUUUGCGCCCCUCUCAAACUAAGAUGCUUUAUUGAUACGAACUGUUAAAGUGCAAUAAAAAUCGAACGAAUGUAAAGUGAUUUUGAAA
Ochlerotatus camptorhynchus is the source of this 1075-nucleotide messenger RNA. It is a transcript of the gene Osi19, whose product is annotated as DUF1676 domain-containing protein Osi19. The coding region runs from base 108 to 857 and encodes 249 amino acids. The transcript has 3 exons. Gene Ontology annotation, cellular component: membrane. NCBI's taxonomy places the organism in Eukaryota, Metazoa, Arthropoda, Insecta, Diptera, Culicidae. The record is from RefSeq and is a predicted model, not a curated record.